AUGGCUUCCAUGGCAGACAACAAGAACAACAGCUACAACCGCCAGAUGGGCAACUAUGGCACGGGCAACAUGUACGGCAACCAGUACGCCGCUCGCGGACAACCCUAUGGAGGCAUGCAUCACAAUCCGAACGCAGACCUCUCGACGCUCGCUCAUGGUUUCCAAGGCAUGAACCUGCAGAACCAGACCUUCGCCGCCCAGGCCAAGACUGCCAUGACCACUUCUGGUGCUGCCAAUUACAGCGGGAUGCCUAUCGCCAGCCUGCCAACCGCCUACUACGGUGGCGCCGCUCAAUAUGCCUACCCUAAUGGCUACAACAACGCUGCCACUACUGCCCACACGCAGAGCAUGUACACACCUCACGCAAGCCAAUUCAUUCCCCAGAUGAACUACCAAGGCUAUCAGCAGCAGCAUGACAACAGCCCAUUGUCCCAGAACUGGACGCCGACCACUGUUGCCACCGCGGAGGUUCCGACGCUUAUCACUCCUCGCCGUGACUCGAUCUCCUCCAACGAGAAUGAUCAGCCUGCCACUCCUUCGUACGCCAGCUACCCGAAUUUUGCCCACGGUGCCGUCGCCAUUAACCGCUCUCCCAGUGGUGUCUUCACUCACAGCACACCCUCGCCGACUUCUAUGAUGGGUCCUUACGGCAUGUCCGUGGCCAAGCAGCCAGAGAUGGGCGACGUCUCUCCACGCAUCAAGCUCUUGCUCUCUCGUGAGCCUGCCAUUCCACGUGCUAUCCCGGCCCCAUCGUCACCGCUCAAGCCUCUGGAUCGUGCUCUGGAGAACCAACGUGGUGAGACCAACGUCUACAUCCGUGGACUGCUGCCGGAGACCACCGACAAGAUGCUUGAGACUUGGGGCACGCGUUUUGGUGAUAUCAAGAGCUCCAAGUCCAUCAUCGACAUGAACAAUGGGUUGUGCAAAGGCUUUGGUUUCGUCAAGUAUCACAACUACGAGGAUGCUGAGAACUGCAUUCGUGGGUUCCACUAUCUUGGGUAUGAAGUCAGCUUCGCUCGGACCGAACAGGAGUCGUUCUACUCCAAGCUCAAGACCUUCGCCAACGAUGAUAACACCAACUUGUACGUCUCAAAUCUGCCGAAGACCAUGAACGAGCACGAGCUUGCCAACCUGUUUGCUCCACACAAUGUCUGCUCUACACGAAUCCUUCGCGACAAGAACGGCCAUGGCCGCGGUGUUGGCUUCGCCCGCUUCGAUUCUCGUGAGGUCUGCGAGGAGGUCAUCAGGACUUUCAACAACCACGCGAUCAAGGCCAACGACGAGGAUCUUCAGAUUCAAAUCCGUUUCGCCGACACCCAGGAGCAGAAGUCACUCAAGCAGCAGACUCAGGCUGCUCGCCAAUUCCGUUCUGCUGAGUACGAGUACGCCACCCAGGCAUGGCGUCAAGGCCGCAUCCCCUUUGCCGGGACCACCAUCAACGAUACUGCAGGCGCGAACGAGUUCGAGCAGUAUUUGGGCACCACGGCCAGUGCUCCUGGUCAAGGCCAACGCUGGGCUCAGUCUGUCAUCAAGCAAGGUCCUGGCCGCAGCCCACUCGGUGGAACUGCUCCAUACACAGGCGACAAUGGUGCUGCUGGGGAGGGUCUGAAGCCCACGCAUGAUGAAGCCGCCGACAGCAAGCCUGCUACUACCUCGGGUGGUGUCCCUGUCGUCAGCCCUGUCGACUCUGCCACUGCCAACGAGCAGGAGUAG
Molecule: messenger RNA, 1713 nt
Organism: Recurvomyces mirabilis
Lineage: Eukaryota; Fungi; Ascomycota; Dothideomycetes; Mycosphaerellales; Teratosphaeriaceae
Exons: 3
Coding region: 1-1713 (570 amino acids)
Cellular component (GO): ribonucleoprotein complex; nucleus; cytoplasm
Molecular function (GO): mRNA binding
Source: RefSeq, a predicted model, not a curated record